AUGUGCCCCAGAUGUCAGGAGCAAUUCGAAAACUUUAACGAUUUCUUGUAUCACAAACGACUUUGCGAUGAAAAAGCAAUUCAAAUGGGUGAAGAGAGAAUGCACUCAGAUCCCGAAGACAUGGUUGUGUCUGGGGACGAAGAAAUGGAUAGCCCCAACAAACGAUUAGAACAAGUAAGAAGGCAUCGUCAGGAUGCUGAAAAUAAUAAUAGCCUAGAAGAUGGGGAAGCCGAAGUACCUGAAGCUGAUGUUCCUCCUGUUGGAUUACCAUUUUCGGUAGCAGGGCAUGUGACACUAGAAGCACUUCAAAAUACGAAGGUUGCUGUGGCACAAUUUGCUGCAACGGCAAUGGCUAAUAACGCCAACAAUGAAGCUGCUUUACAUGAGCUGGCAGUAUUACAGAGUACGUUGUUCACAUUGCAGCAUCAGCAAGUGUUUCAACUUCAAUUAAUAAGACAGUUGCAAAAUCAAUUAUCAUUAACGAGGAGAAAAGAUGAUCAACCACCAAGUCCACCACCGGUUGAACAAGAAGCGACCGCUCCAUCGACUCCGGUUCGAUCACCAUCACCGCCUCGUCCGCCACGGGAGCCAUCUCCUGCUGUACCGACUCCUCCCUGUAGCCAAAGCUUGCCAUCGACCCACUCGCAUAUCACACCUAAAAUUGAACCGAUUUCCAUCCCUAAACCGCCAACCGCAUCUCCACCUAUGAUGUCACACCCACCCUACAGCUCCAUCUCGUCAUCAUUAGCUUCUUGUAUUAUCACGAAUAAUGAUCCUCCACCGUCCCUUAAUGAACCAAAUACGCUUGAAAUGCUACAGAAGCGAGCGCAAGAAGUACUUGACAAUGCAUCACAAGGCUUAUUAGCAAAUAAUUUAGCUGACGAACUGGCCUUUAGAAAAUCUGGCAAAAUGUCACCCUAUGAUGGAAAAAGUGGAGGUAGAAAUGAACCGUUUUUCAAACACAGAUGCAGAUAUUGUGGAAAAGUAUUUGGAAGUGACUCUGCACUUCAAAUACACAUUCGGUCACAUACAGGCGAGCGACCUUUUAAAUGUAAUGUUUGUGGAUCAAGAUUCACAACAAAAGGAAACCUUAAAGUUCACUUUCAAAGACAUACAUCUAAGUUUCCACACGUAAAAAUGAACCCGAACCCAGUGCCAGAACACUUAGACAAAUACCACCCCCCACUUCUUGCACAACUAUCUCCGGGGCCAAUUCCAGGGAUGCCCCCACAUCCUCUUCAGUUUCCUCCUGGUGCACCAGCUCCAUUCCCGCCAAGCUUGCCAUUGUACAGACCAACGCAUCAUGAUUUACUUCCUCCACGCCCACUCGGUGACAAGACACUUCCACCACACCCAUUGUUUACAAUGAGAGAAGAGCAAGAUGCACCUGCAGAUUUAAGCAAACCUUCUGCACCCAGCCCAUCAAGAUUAACAUCUGACAUGUUUAAGUCUGAACCACAAGACGAUGAGAGCCAUCGCGAUUCUAGUUUUGAAGAAACUGACCGAAUAUCACCUAAGCGAGAGCCAGAGGAGAAUGAACCCGUACAUGACGCAGAACAAGAUCGAUAUCCAUCCACUUCACCCUACGAUGACUGCAGUAUGGACUCGAAGUAUAGUAAUGAAGACCAAAUUGGAAGAGAGAGUCCUCACGUGAAGCCGGAUCCUGAUCAACCGGAAAAUCUUUCAAGUUCGGAGAGCGGGCGGAGUGCGCGAGCUUCACCGCCAUCACCGUCCCCGCCGCCGUCGGCGCUGUCUACGCCGCCAGGGCUGCCGCACCAUUCACCGCUGCCCUCGCCGCCUACGCCCCUGGCUGCACUGGGCGCCCUCGGCGGAUCGCCUUUCAGCCCGCUCGGACUUGCGUUCCCUCCCGCAGUGCGUGGAAACACAACGUGUACCAUCUGCUACAAAACCUUUGCGUGCAACUCAGCACUGGAGAUACACUACCGAAGUCACACUAAGGAGCGACCUUUUAAAUGCACCGUCUGUGACAGAGGCUUCUCUACUAAGAGCAGUGGCGGUUGCCAAUGCGGCAGGCGCGCACGUGCCCCUCGCCCGCCACACGCCACUGCUUUGGACCUCUGGAACGCCUUCGUCUAUCCGGGUAACAUGAAGCAACAUAUGCUUACGCAUAAAAUACGUGAUAUGCCACCAAGCUUCGAUAAGAACGGAAGUAACCCAGCGAGCAGUGAAGAUGGACGGGAACCAAGUCCCGAGAGGCGAUCUUCGCCCGAUAAAAUGGAUCUGAAGCGGUCACCCCCAGUACACCCGCCACCACCCAUACAUCACCCGCCCUCUAUUGAUAUGCCACCUUUACCAAAGAGACCUACAGUGCCAAGUGCGCCUGUACACCCGCCACUCUCAGCAUCAUCGAAGCAUUUAUGCGGAGUGUGUCGCAAGAAUUUCUCGUCUUCGUCAGCUCUUCAGAUUCACAUGCGGACUCAUACUGGCGACAAACCAUUCCGCUGCGCAGUCUGCCAGAAAGCUUUUACUACAAAGGGAAAUCUAAAGGUACACAUGGGGACUCAUAUGUGGAGCGGAGGAGCAUCACGACGCGGGCGCCGUAUGUCCCUGGAGCUGCCACCACGGCCUUUGCACGAGCCUCAUGAUCUGCUGCGACGACCUGACCUAUUCUACCCCUAUCUCCCUGCACCCUUCCUUAACGGCAUGCAGCAAAAGCUGAAUGAAAUAUCGGUGAUACAACAAAGCGCUGGGCAGAACGGAGUAGCCGGUAAGUUCCCGGGUCUACUUGGCUUCGGUGCAUUUGGGGCUGGUCGACCUGGUGCAGCGUCACCUUUGGAAAGGCCGCCAUCUUUGGAGAACGAUGAACGUCAAGCUGCCAUGCGGGAGUUAGCUGAACGCGGGCGGGAACUCGCGGAGAGACGGCAGAUGCGCGAAGAGAGUGAUCAUUACAGAUCUCCUGUGCACGCUCCGCCUACACCCGCGCAGCCUCCUUCACCCGCAUCACAUCACCCGCAUCAACAUCCUUUAGGCUCUCUACCACCACCCGCUAGAACCGAAGGUCUCACUGUCUGA
Messenger RNA from Pieris macdunnoughi, 3033 nucleotides. NCBI's taxonomy places the organism in Eukaryota, Metazoa, Arthropoda, Insecta, Lepidoptera, Pieridae. The record is from the annotation of a GenBank genome assembly.